AGAGAGAGUGUGUGCGCGCGCGUGUGUGUAUAUAUAUUCAAUUGGAGCAAGAGUUUUGUAAAAUAAAUAAACUUUGGUAUAUAUACACAUGGCGUGGUCAACCUGGGCGGCGCACCUCCACCUCGUGUUUGCGGCGGCGGUGGCAGCGGCUUUUAUUACUGUUGGAGCGGCUGACGGAAACGGUAGUCAGUGGUUGUACCCUGACGGCGCUGCAAUGCAGAACCUGAAGGCGGGUCUUGAGUUACCGGCGGGGUCGCCACUCAGGGAAGAUUGGGAAUCGAAGAACUACACGUGCGAGUGGGAGGGGGUUUGGUGCGACGAAGGCGGGAGGGUUUCGAAGAUGGACAUCGUGGGUUGCAGCGGCAAAGGCGGCCUCACGACGGAGGGCCUCGGAGAACUGACCCACCUUCGCGAACUCCACGGCGACGGGAACCUGUUAACUUAUAUCGAUCUGGAAGUGUUCCGUAAGCUGUCCCAGUUGCAAGUGGUUUCCCUGGACAACAGCCCUAAUCUUGUGAUGUGGACCAUCCCGGAGAGUCUCAAGACUGCUCGGAUUCUCACGCAUUUCUCCGCCCCCGGCUGCAACUUGACCGGGCCCAUACCCGAAUUUCUCACCGGCGACACCUUCCCUGCCUUGCGCCGGCUCUCCCUCGAGGGCAACAAGUUCUCCGGGAUCAUCCCCUCCGACCUCCCUCCCACCCUGGUCACUCUGGGGUUGAGCGGUCAAACCGCAGACUAUCGGGCACUGAUGGGGGAAAUACCCGACGGCCUCUCCCGCCUCACGUCCUUGAAAGAGUUGCUCUUGGACGGCAACAGCCUCACCGGUCCGGUGCCGGAAUCCUUGGGCACCAUCCGUUCGCUAGAACAGGUGAUCCUCUCCUACAACAACCUCAGCGGGACCAUUCCUCCCGCCAUCGCCAAUUUGACCAAUCUCAUGAGAUUAGACCUUAGCGGGAAUCAGCUCACGGGCGAAAUACCCCACGAUCUCUCCCGCCUCGCGUCCCUGCAAAUGUUCCACGCGGACGACAACAGUCUCACCGGUCCGGUGCCGGAGUGGCUGGCCAACAUCUCUUCACUGCAAUACGUGAGCCUCGCUGGUAACAAUCUCACGGGGCCUAUCCCUCCCGCCAUCACGCGCUCCACCAGUCUUCGCCAAAUAGACCUUUCUCAUAAUGAAAUGCUUUGCGGUGGAGUCCCUCCCGGAGGGAAUAAUAUCAAUGUGCUAACAUUCGGAAUUCCUAAUAUAAACAAGCCAUGCCCAGUGGGAUGAUCCAUCGAUGAAUUGAAUGGAAGACAACCAUAUACUUUCUCUGUCCCAAAAAAGUUUGUUACGUUUAGAAAAAACUACGUCCCAUAAAGUCCGUUACAUUUCUAAUAAAAAACCACUUUUACCCCUUACUUUUUCAUACCCUACCUACCACAUCAUACCUUUUUCCUAAUAAUCUACCCAUCACAUCCUACUUUUACCCAUUACAUCAAGAGUAUUUUUGGAAAAUCAAUACCAAAAUAUCCC
Molecule: messenger RNA, 1513 nt
Organism: Cuscuta campestris
Lineage: Eukaryota; Viridiplantae; Streptophyta; Magnoliopsida; Solanales; Convolvulaceae
Source: the annotation of a GenBank genome assembly